AUGUUUAUCCCGGCGAGGGGGCGACAUUUUGGUUUCCAUCCGCCGGCCGGUUGCCCCGGCGGCGGCGUCUCCCUCCGUCCGGCAGUGUCCCAGGCAGGCCCCGGGAGGUCCGGCGGUAGGGUGGACGCGAUGUGGCGGCUCCGCUGCAAGGCCAAGAACGGCACCCACGUCCUGCAGGGUCUUUCGAGCCGGUCCCGCGUGCGGGAGCUCGAGGGCCAAAUAGCCGCCCUCACCGGGAUCGCCCCCGGCGGGCAGCGGAUCCUCGUUGGCUUUCCCCCGGAGUGCCUGGACCUUAGCAACGGGGAGACCGUGCUGGGAGACCUGCCUAUCCAGUCGGGUGAUACUUUGAUCAUCGAAGAGGACAAAACCAAGCAUAAGACUUCAUCUUCUGCAGUUACAAAACAUGGUGCUCAUACUUCAUUCAGGGAAGUUUUGCCUGUGCUUUCCAGGACUGUGGUCCCAGCAGAUAACUCCUGCCUCUUCACCAGUGUGUACUAUGUAGUUGAAGGGGGAGUUUUGGAUCCAGCUUGUGCCCCUGAGAUGCGAAAUCUUAUAGCAGAGAUAGUAGCAAGUGAUCCAGAAUUCUAUUGUGAGGCAUUAUUGGGAAAAACAAAUCAAGAGUACUGUGACUGGAUUAGAAGAGAUGACACUUGGGGAGGAGCUAUUGAGAUAUCCAUUUUGUCAAAGUUUUAUCAAUGUGAAAUUUGUGUAGUGGACACUCAGACAGUCAGAAUUGACCGUUUUGGGGAAGAUGCUGGUUACACCAAAAGGGUACUACUAAUUUAUGAUGGCAUCCACUAUGAUCCACUUCAGCGAAACUUCCCUGACCCAGAUAGUCCUCCCUUGACCAUCUUUUCCUCCAAUGAUGACAUUGUUCUUGCACAAGCAUUGGAAUUGGCAGAUGAAGCUAGAAGAAAGAGGCAGUUUACUGAUGUAAACCGGUUCACCCUGAGAUGCAUGGUGUGCCAAAAGGGGUUAACCGGACAAGCAGAAGCAAGGGAACAUGCCAAGGAGACUGGCCAUACCAACUUUGGAGAGGUGUGAUCUAUGCAGGAGGAAGCAUUGUCUACUACCUCAGUCAUCCAGAAGGCUCUGGGUUUUCCAAUAAGCUCUCUGUAAACCUAAAAGACAAAAGGACAUAAUGCU
Molecule: messenger RNA, 1146 nt
Organism: Gracilinanus agilis (Agile Gracile Mouse Opossum)
Lineage: Eukaryota; Metazoa; Chordata; Mammalia; Didelphimorphia; Didelphidae
Gene: YOD1
Product: YOD1 deubiquitinase
Biological process (GO): endoplasmic reticulum unfolded protein response; protein deubiquitination
Cellular component (GO): nucleus; cytosol
Molecular function (GO): cysteine-type deubiquitinase activity
Source: RefSeq, a predicted model, not a curated record